GUUGAAGAAUUAUUGUAGGCAUCGAGCGCUGCCAGAGAUAAUGUCGAAUUGCUGUGCCCGACGAUAAAGCCCAAGAAGGAAAAUUCAGUUGCUCCAGCAAAACACUAAUAUAAACAUUAACUAUGUUAACAGAAUAUUCGGGGAACUUGUCGCAUCCGCUGGAAUUCGGCCAUGUGCUGGAAAUCGUGGCCAAAACAAUCGAUGGAGCCGCCAGGUUCCAUAUAAACCUGUGCACGGCCAAAUCAUCUGUGAACCCAGACGCGGACAUCGGCCUGCGGUUCUCCUGCUACUUUCGCACAGAUCUGAUCGUGCGCAAUGCCCGCAUGCACGGCGUGUGGGGCGAGGAGGAGUCGCACGUCGUGGACAACAUCAAUCUGCCCAAUCCGAUUGUCAGCGGCGAGUUCUUCAUGAUCUACAUUCUGGCCGGCGAGGAGUGUUUCCACAUCUCGAUCAACAGCCGCGAGUUUUGCACCUUUCGCUAUCGCCUGCCGUUGGGCGCGAUACGCGCCGUCGAGAUACGCGAUCAAAUACAGGUGAUCAAACAGGUCGAUCAUCGCACCGUCUUCCCCAAUCCGUGGCCGGCCAUACAUGCCUCCGACUACUUCAAGGCCUUCAGCAACGAUCAGCCAAUACUCUUCAGUCCCGGCCAUGUUAUUGUGAUCACAGCGCGCUGCUUCGAGAACAAGCGUGGCCAGUUCAUCAUCAAGUUCACGGACUCCGACACCAAGCGCGAGGAGCUGCACUUUAGCGUACGCUUCGACGAGUCCGCCGUCAUACGCAACACCAUGAACAAGAAUUUUGAGUUUGGCAACGAGGAGCGCCAUGGAGGCUUUCCCUUCGUCUUCAAUCAGCAAUUUAAGUUGGCCUUAGCUUUUACGGAACGCCAGGUCUUGACCGCUGUGGAUGGGUACAAUUUCUUUAGCUACGCCUGGCGCACACCCAACGCCAUGAUGAACCUCGUAGGCUUCAAGGUGACUGCGAUCAAUGGCUUGGUCAUACAGAUCACAGGAGUCGAUCACAUUCAAACGGGCGACACAACCUGCGCAGGCUUUGAGAAGUACUCAAGACACGACUACGAGUGCGCUUAGCACUUAGAUUUCCAGUACAAAAU
Messenger RNA from Drosophila hydei, 1111 nucleotides. RefSeq names its product 32 kDa beta-galactoside-binding lectin. Gene Ontology annotation, molecular function: galactoside binding; carbohydrate binding. The transcript is spliced from 3 exons. Lineage: Eukaryota; Metazoa; Arthropoda; Insecta; Diptera; Drosophilidae. Bases 123 to 1088 code for a protein of 321 amino acids. The record is from RefSeq and is a predicted model, not a curated record.